AUGGAGAGUGCAACAUCGGAUUUUACUAUCAUCAUUAGUUUGGGGAGCGGCAAUGCUAAAAAAUAUUUCGUACAGAACAAUUCCCAAACUAUUACUUCUCCCCAAAUUGUUGAACAUGAAGUAGUUUUUCAGAUUCAUCCAACUGAUCGUAAUUUUAUAUUCGAAGAUAAAACACAAUGCCCAUUUGAGGAUAACACUGUUAGAAAUUUUGUUAAACAACUCAAAAAUGGCCAUCACAACGAUGUUCUCUUAACAUUUGACAAAUAUCAAUUUACAGCCAAGAACAUAUUAUGCACUUUCAUUAAAAACUUAUUACUACAUUAUAACGAAGGCAGAGUAAUACGUGAUUAUAUUUUUAUUGUAGAUCGUGAUGAAAUGAUUCCAAUUAUUCAGGAAUGUGCCGCAUACAAUCAUAUUCAUCCAAAAUUUAUACGUUCUUCAAUUGCUAUUCCGUAUAAUGGCAUUGAAAAAUUCAUAAAUCAGAAAAAUUAUCCUUUUUAUGGAAUUUGCUUUGAUUUUGGCAAAACAGCCAUUCGAGGUUAUAUUACCAAAUACACGGAAGAAGGAAUUACCCCUGAAAAAGAGAUUUACGAUGAAUCAAUCAGCGGAGAUCGUUUUACAACGAUUCUUCUUAAUUAUAUCCUUCAUUUAUACAGCCAAUCACCAGAUCUCGAUCCAGAACACCAAGCUCAAAGAGUUUUAGAAGGAACUGCCUCAAAAAUGGAAUAUGCGAACUAUUUUAAGACAACACAGAAAGUUCAGAAGGGUCUUUCGACACAACUCGAUUCGAUAUUUGAUGGCAAUACAAUUUCGGCUUCAUCUCUUCGAUUUUCAUCAAAAGAAUUUAUGGAAACUCAAGAAUGGAAAGAUUUUACCAUUGACAUCAAGAGAAUCGUUACUGAUUUCAUCAAAGAUUACAAGGAUAAGAAUAUCAUGUGCUUUGAAUUCUUAGGAAUGACUUCUUGCUCUCAAUUACUAAUUGAAACAGUUUUCAAAGAGAUUUCUGAUGAUUUCGGACAUCCGCAGACAUCGUAUUUCAACUUAAAUGGUGCUGAACUCACUGGAGCCAACUUACUCUAUCAAAAUCAUGAUACAAAAUAUAUUCUUGAUCCAGAGAUGCCGAAACACAUUGAAUUCACAGAAGACUAUGAUGAAUUUAUUAAAUACAAUGAUGAAUAUGAAGAAAACAAUGUUUUAAUCAACGCUAUUUAUGAUUAUAAGAAAAUCAACAAAUUUAACAUGAAAGUGAAGAGUUUCAUCCCAGAAAAAGUUGCCGUAUUUGAUGAUGAAUCUAUAGAUGAGUUAAUGGAUGAUUAUACUGCAUUUUCAUACCAACAAGUGAAAGACAUGUAUCAAAGAAUGUCUACUUAUUACAGUGACCAAGUACAAGAGAAGAUCAUCGGAAAACUCACUGAAUUUUCUGUUGAUUUCGAUGGAGAACAGAUUGAUUUCGCUGGAUUCAAUAAAAAACUACAUGAUAAUAAAGUAAAUAAUCCAACAAUACAAGAAGGUAUCAAAGGAUUUAUCGAAGCAUGCUUCCACGGCUUCAAAUUCGCAAUUGAAAUAUUUGAUUUCAAAUUCUUAACGAAAUGGGGCGCAAGGUUCAAUAUCUUAUAUGGAAACUACGUAAAUCAUCAGAAAUUCUUAGAGGAAUCAAGCAAUGGAGAAAUUCCUCCACUCUCGUAUUUGGAUUUGAUUAAAGAGUAA
Molecule: messenger RNA, 1707 nt
Organism: Trichomonas vaginalis G3
Lineage: Eukaryota; Parabasalia; Trichomonadida; Trichomonadidae
Exons: 1
Coding region: 1-1707 (568 amino acids)
Source: RefSeq, a predicted model, not a curated record